Molecule: messenger RNA, 294 nt
Organism: Prunus armeniaca (apricot)
Lineage: Eukaryota; Viridiplantae; Streptophyta; Magnoliopsida; Rosales; Rosaceae
Source: the annotation of a GenBank genome assembly
AUGAUAGUGAACUUCAUUCGAGCAGUGGAAGAGCCCAUCGAACGAAUUCGUCUGUCUGUCAGUCGGAGGGAAUUCUGUCCGAUGGGCCUCUUCCACUACUCGAAUGAAGUUCACUUCUUCAUAAGCGUUGUUUCCCCAAAUGUCUACUACAUCCUGUCCGAAUUUGGGGAGCAUUUGGAUAAGUGUAGCCAUCUCAGAUUCAUGUCCGAAGAGGAGCCUGUUCAAGGGGCUCUUCAGUAUCAGUCAACUACAUUAUAUAUUCUGUCCGAUGAGGGCCUCGGAGUGUCCGAAUGA